AUGCCGUACGAUUUGGUUUUUCAAGGUGAAGCUUCUCAAAUGGAUCACUCGCGAGUGUUUGGCUCGCAAGAUUACGCUCAUGUCGAUAAUGUAAAAAAGCUUGAGAUCGAACCCAAGAGUUUCAAAUGUAUGUUUAUCGGCUAUCGCGGGAAAUGCGUGUUUGACUUGGGAAAUGCCAAGAUCAAAGUGACCCGUUCUGUGAAGUUGGAUGAGCGUGAAGUCGAGGGCAUCUACGACACCAAAGCGCUAAAGCCAGAAACAAUUGUUCAAAUUCCCAAGGACAAUGACGAAGUCACGAUUCAGCAUCAAGUGGAUAGACAGCCAAUGAUGGACAAUUCUAUGAAAACUGUGAAAGAGCCAGUUAUAGAUGUCGAAAUGGGCGAAAUCGAGCGAACGCCAAGCGUCAAUGUACAUCAGCUAAUGCCUUCUGUGCGCUGUAUCGAAAAUAGGCUGGUAGGAGCGGAUUAUUAUCUACCGUCUCAAAUGAAUAAAUCAUUUGGUGUUUUGACCCGAGUUGGAGAUAACAAGAGAAAGACGUGA
Molecule: messenger RNA, 540 nt
Organism: Plasmopara halstedii
Lineage: Eukaryota; Oomycota; Peronosporomycetes; Peronosporales; Peronosporaceae
Product: FOG: Transposon-encoded proteins with TYA, reverse transcriptase, integrase domains in various combinations
Exons: 1
Coding region: 1-540 (179 amino acids)
Source: RefSeq, a predicted model, not a curated record